UUCUCGUCGCCAGCACCACGUUUACCGUUAGCACGGCCCACCCCGGACACCCCGAACAACCCGAACACCCCGAACAGACCGUGCACCUUGUGCACCCCAACCACCCAGGAGCACUCGCUACACACGACUACACGCAUCCAACAGAUACUUUUCCGAAUUCGUUUUCAAUCCAGCUACGUCCUGUUACGGAUGCAGACGCGUCGCCUCCGUUGUGAUACCAGAAGCACCAGGUCCAGAGCUGCCAGCACCAGAGGUCCGAGUGCCAGAGAUACUUAGCCUAAUUACGCCGCGGAUUAAAUUAUUAAAACAAAAACACUUAGAUCCGCCAGGGAUUUGCCAAUCAAAUCGCGACGAAUCAAAAUCAGAUCACGGAAAGUGCUUCGCGAGUGACUGUGCGCGUGUGUGUUUGAUUGUGUCGCAGCGGCAGCGAGAUUAAAAACAUAUCCCCGAGUUACUUAAAAUUAAUCACUAACAUAAUCACUGUGAUUUCACUAUUUGAUCUGCCGACGUCAACACCGCGUGUGCGAAAACUGUUUACUGCUGCGGCUCCAUUAAAAGCCGCUUCGCAUUUGAUUAGCAAUCUGUUGCAACAACAGCAUAAACCUAUUACGAUCCCCGAGAUUUAUAGCCGCUGCCCACGCGAUAUAUCCGAAAGAUUUUCGGAGAUUUUCCCAGAUCUCCGGCGGAUUGAAAUGCUAGCAAUCUGAUUUAUUGACGACCCACGACAUUUGCUCCCGCAGAAGAGCCAUCAAAGUUCGCCUUUGAUACUCCGGAUCGACGGAGCCAGCGGAACCGACGGAAGUUCGUUCCCACCACCCAGUGGAUUAACUUGAAUUCCUCUCCCAUCAUUCAGAGCUUUUCGGGCUCUGGCAACGGCUGCAUCUUGGAUUUGCUCUCACCGCAGUUGGAAGAUACCGGCCUCAAGACGACGACUUUCCUGCAGCACUUCAAGGACGUCGUCACGACGAAGUUCACGGGGAGGGACCACCACCUGCCGCCGCUGCACCCCGCCCACCCUGCGCACCCGGCGCACCAGCAGUCGGCGCUGCACCACCACCACCACCAGCAGCAGAGCUUCUCCACCAUUUUUCCCACGUACCUCGGCAUGGACCGCUCCUCCGCCGUCGGCGGUUGCGGCGGGGGCGGCGGCCUGGGCGUGGGCGUGGUCACCAGUUCGGCCACGGCCCUCGGACCGGGAGGCCUAACCAACGGUGGCGGGGGCGUGGUCAGCGGGGCGCUGAACGGACUGGAGGCCAUGUCGGCCGAGUCCACCGGCCUGUGCCUGCAGGACCUCGUGAGCGCCGGGACGGCGAACGGAGCGGGAUCAGCGGGGUCGGCGGAGAGCGCCACCACCACCAGCACGGCGCUCAGCAGCGGCAGCACCGGCAGCUCCACGGUGAACGGGGGCGGGAGCAGCGCCUCCGGAGCGGAGCACCUGCACAGCCACCACAGCCUGCACGACUCCAGCUCGUCGGUCAGCAUCUCCCCCGCCAUCUCGAGCCUGAUGCCCAUCAGCAGCCUGAGCCACUUGCACCACUCGGCGGCGGGGCAGGACCUGGUGGGCGGCUACUCGCAGCACCCGCACCACGCGGUGGUGCCGCCGCACACGCCCAAGCACGAGCCGCUCGAGAAACUCAGAAUUUGGGCCGAAACCGGCGAUUUCCGUGAUAGUCAUAGCUCCAUGACCGCCGUAGCAAAUAGUUUGGAUAGCACCCACCUGAACAACUUUCAGACGUCGUCCACAUCCUCGCUGUCGAAUCGGAGUCGGGACCGCAAAGAUGGCAACCGCAGUGUGAACGAGACCACGAUCAAGACAGAGAACAUAUCAAGCUCGGGCCACGAUGAGCCGAUGACCACCAGUGGCGAAGAGCCCAAGAACGACAAAAAGAACAAGAGACAGCGCCGCCAGAGGACCCACUUCACCUCGCAGCAGCUCCAGGAGCUGGAGCACACAUUCAGCCGGAACAGAUACCCGGACAUGUCCACCCGCGAGGAGAUCGCUAUGUGGACCAAUCUUACAGAGGCUCGCGUCAGGGUGUGGUUCAAGAACCGACGGGCCAAGUGGCGCAAGCGGGAGCGCAACGCGAUGAACGCGGCGGUGGCGGCGGCGGACUUCAAGUCCGGCUUCGGGACGCAGUUCAUGCAGCCGUUCGCGGACGACUCGCUGUACAGCUCGUACCCGUACAACAACUGGACGAAGGUGCCCUCGCCGUUGGGCACGAAGCCGUUCCCCUGGCCGGUGAACCCACUGGGCUCGAUGGUGGCCGGCAACCACCACCAGAACUCGGUGAACUGCUUCAACACGGGCGCCAGCGGGGUGGCGGUGAGCAUGAACAACGCCAGCAUGCUGCCGGGCUCGAUGGGCUCCUCCCUGAGCAACAGCUCCAACGUGGGCGCCGUGGGCGCCCCCUGUCCGUACACCACCCCCGCCAACCCGUACAUGUACCGCUCGGCCGCCGAGCCCUGCAUGAGCAGCAGCAUGAGCUCGAGCAUCGCCACGCUGCGGCUGAAGGCCAAGCAGCACGCCUCCGCCGGCUUCGGCAGCCCCUACUCCGCCCCCUCGCCCGUCUCGCGAUCCAACUCCGCCGGCCUCUCCGCCUGCCAGUACACCGGCGUGGGCGUCACGGACGUGGUCUGAGAAAACGCCCUGGGUGCGCUGCUCAACCAGCACCAGCACCACUUGCAGCACUUCUCGGGCGGAUCGGUGCUCGGUGGGUUCGGUGGGCGGGGGGUGCCGAGCGGGAUGCAGCAGCACGGCGGCAACAUGCUGCAGCACAACAGCGGCUCCGGCGGCCUCCUGCUGGACCACUCCGACCUGGGCCUCGUCGGCGGCGGAGGAGGGGCCAACAGCCACCAGGACGAGGGCAACCACAGCCUGGAGGGCGGCAGCAAGUCCCCCCUGGAGGCGCCUCUGGCCAACAGCAGCGGCAACAACAACAACGACAACGACGACGAGGACGUCAUCGAUUGAAGACGCUGGCCCGAGCCGAACUAAAAGGCAGGCAGCCGCCUAGCCCUAAGCAUUCAUAAUAAUUUUAGAUGUUUGCCUACUAAGGAUAAAUACCGUAAAGCUAAGGAGCGGAGAUCCCUUCGGAGAUGCAAUUUUUUGAAGAACAAUAACUACAUUUACCAGCGGGUCACUCCGAUUAUUUGCAUUGAGGUCACGAGUAGACGCCAACUACGUUCGAUCGCCCCAAAUCCAGAAAUAAGUGUUUUUGUAAAUAAAAGCAAAUAUCUAGUUGUAAGAAGCGGACCCUAACUAAUCAAGCCAAAUAGCCAGCCCAAAGAACAUAUAGCCACUCCUAGUUCCACCCUCAGUUCCCUCGUAUAUCGUAUAUAUAAACCAGAAACGUAUCAAGAUUGCAGGCAGCGAGGCCGGCACUCUGGAGCCAAGCCAAGUCGAAAACUAUAUCAGAAGCAGAAGUAGCAGUUUUUAAGGAGUUGUCUAGUCGUAUAGAGAUCCGCAUAUGGCAUAUACUGUCUGUCUGUACGAGUGUGUGUGCAGUGUAUAUCCCCACUAAAGCGCCCCUAUAAAUAUAAACUAUUUAAUAAUUGUACACUUACAUUACUAGUUAUAGAAAUUGAAUCAAAAGAACAAUAAAAAUAUGGAAAAAAACACCCA
Messenger RNA from Drosophila ficusphila, 3622 nucleotides. It is a transcript of the gene Ptx1, whose product is annotated as pituitary homeobox homolog Ptx1. Gene Ontology annotation, cellular component: nucleus. Gene Ontology annotation, biological process: regulation of transcription by RNA polymerase II; anatomical structure morphogenesis. Gene Ontology annotation, molecular function: RNA polymerase II cis-regulatory region sequence-specific DNA binding; DNA-binding transcription factor activity, RNA polymerase II-specific. The record is from RefSeq and is a predicted model, not a curated record. Lineage: Eukaryota; Metazoa; Arthropoda; Insecta; Diptera; Drosophilidae.